CUUUCUUCUUACCCUUUUCAUCUCUUCAUUUCCUUCCACUAAACCCUUGAGAAAGGUUUUUUCCAUUGUUAUCAAAACCAGACAGGACCGGCCGGUCAGCCCACAAACCGGAUUCGAUCAGUAAUCCGGUUUUGAUUACCUCAAAACGAGAACAAUCCUGCCUGACUGGGUACUAAUCGGUUCGACCGGUUAAUUGGGAGACCCGCCUGACCCGUACCGGCGGUUUUGAUUGAAUUAAUAUUGACCAAAGAAGGUUUGGCAGGGAGCAAGCGUCAAUGGCGUGGAUUGGGCGAUGGAGAAGGCGACGAUAGAGGCGAGAGUAGAAAGUGGAAGCGGUGCUCCUCGUGCAAGGUCCAAUACACCUUACAAUUGAAAAUUUUGUAUUACUGAUUUUGUCACCGGUAUUAUAUCGAUUAAUCAACGAUUAUCCAAUAAAUCUUAAACUUUUCGUUAAUCCGGUUUGCAGUCUAGUUUUGACAACACUGAUUUUUUCUACUUGAUCAAUUUUGAUAAAGGAGGGCUAUAAAACUCCAAUCACCGGCACCGCGGGGAAAAUGCACGGGUCACUCAGCGGGCUGUCGGCAAUUGGGCCAACCAGAGGCUCAAGCAUCAUUGACUGACUUCACGCAUCCCAAGACCCAAACUCUAGGUCUCCUGCUUAACCAAACUGGACGGACCCGAUCACGACACGUUUCAUUUAUAAUUCCGGUCCUCGGACUCGGGUUAACAGACUUGAAUCCGGAAGAAAUAUAAACCCGAACCCGACACGUCGGUCAGAAAGAUAAAACGUGAACGAUUAACUAAACUAAAACCUCCCACCACUACCACCGCUAGAACUUUCUCCCUCUCCUCCUCCAGUCCUCCCAUUUCUCCCCGUCUCUCUCUCUCUCUGUUCCAAUGUAAAAGAAAGAGAUUGUUAUACAAUCUUUGUCUCCUUUUCCUCCUCUAAUUCUCGGCGCGAAACUUUUCUCGCGCUUCUGAUCCGGAGAUUUGGCGUUCUUGGGUUUUCUUCGAGCUCCUUCAACAGUAUUGGGUUGAGAUUAUCUGUGUUCUUUGUCCCCGCUGGCAGAUCGCGGGCCAGGGGGGGAUUCAAUUGCCGUUCGAUUUCUUGUUUCGUGGGCGUUGAACGGAGCGGUCUGAUCUCCCCAAUUCCGAGCGAGGUUUGUUCUCUCGGCAACUUAUCUGCUUCUUUUAAUUUUUUGGCAUGGUUAUGGGUGUUCUGAAUCCGGGAUAGUUCGCGCUUUAGGGUUUUAAGCCGUUCUUUGGUGAAUGUGCGAUGAUUUGGGUGCUAUUGAUGUGAUAGGAAAAGAAAGGAACUUGGGUAAUGGGUGAGCUUUAAUUUGCUCUAGUUUUCUGCUUGCUAUUAUAUGCAAUGAAACCAUCAUUCAGUGGAAAGCUUCAACGGACAUUUUGCAGGCUUUGUGCUCUAGGAAUUGAACCCCAGAAGUCUCUUUAGUUCAAGGUUGUCCUGUUUUCAAGCUUCUCCAGAUGUGCUAGUAAAUUAUUCCUUGGUAUCUCCUAUCGGCCAAUCUGAUCUUGAUGAGGAAGAAAAGGAAAGGGAGUGAAUGUGAUGCCUGUGAGGAUAUACACGAUAGAACUACAUCGCCCAGUGAUCAUGGCGCUACUAAGGGAUCUAAUUUGAUAUCCUAUUACUCAUUAGAAGAUUACAAUAGGAUAAACAAGAGGUGCAAAGAAGAUGCGGGUGAUGAGCCGAUCAAUUCAUUCAAAAAUAGGCUUGCAGGUGUUGCUACCGCACCACCUUGUGGUGCUUCAUCGUCCUUGGUGUCUCCUGGGAGGGGGCUUAAGAGAAAGAUAGGGUGUAUAGAAGUUGCAACUCAGACUGGUAGAAAGAAUAAGAUUGAGGAUGACUAUAUUUUUGGUGCCACACUGGGACGGGGCAAGUUCGGAUCCGUUUCCUUGUGUACAUCAAGGACAUCUGGAGUGGAGUUUGCUUGUAAGACCUUAAAGAAGGGGGAGGAGACUGUUCAUAGGGAGGUGGAGAUAAUGCAGCACUUAUCUGGACAUCCCGGGGUUGUGACCUUGCAUGCUGUCUAUGAGGAGUCGGAAUCUUUUCAUCUUGUGAUGGAAUUCUGUUCUGGAGGGCGAUUGAUCGAUCAAAUGGUGAAGGAGGGUCGGUACUCUGAGCAAAGGGCUGCUAAUAUAUUCAAGGAUGUGAUGUUAGUGAUCAAGUAUUGCCAUGAGAUGGGGGUUGUCCACAGAGAUAUAAAGCCUGAGAAUAUACUUCUUGCUACCUCGGGAAAGAUAAAACUGGCAGAUUUUGGCCUGGCCAUGAGAGUUUCAAAUGGUCAGACAUUAUCUGGUUUGGCUGGAAGUCCAGCAUAUGUUGCACCUGAAGUUCUGCAAGGAAAUUAUUCUGAGAAGGUUGAUAUAUGGAGCGCUGGUGUGUUACUACAUGCCCUCUUGGCUGGUGCUCUUCCAUUUCAAGGAGACUCCUUAGAUUCUGUCUUUGACGCUAUAAAAACAGUGAAGCUUGAUUUCCAGUCAGGGAUAUGGGAUUCAGUGUCCAAACCUGCACGUGACCUACUUGCAAGAAUGUUGACUAGGGAUGUUUCAGCGCGGAUAACUGCAGAUGAAGCACUGAGGCAUCCAUGGAUACUGUUCUACACAGAGCGCACACUGAGAUCCCUGUCUUUCAAGACAAAACUACGGCAUCAGGGUCGACCAACUUCGAGCCAAGCCAGCACUUCACAUGUAUCAGAGUCGGGUAGAAGCCAGGUUGUAGUAGGUAGCUCGCUCGUCGAGGGUUCCUGGAAGCAUGCAGUUUUAGAUAGCUUAACCUGCAAGUCAGAAGAGGAGGAAGAAUGUGAAUUUGUGGAUGCCCUUGCCCUGGCCAUUUCUCAUGUGGAGAUCUCUGAGCCAAAAAGAAGCAGGUUGUGCAGCCCAUCAAGUCCGAUAGAGCAGCAGCAAUGUUCAUCUAACAUCACUGUCAGCACUCUUUGUAGAGCGUUCUGAUCUUCUGCUGAUGCCGACUGACUGACGUCGCUAACUUGAUUAUCUCCACUGUUAUUUUUUCGAGCUGGGGAUUCACAAAAGGUUGACAGACAAGAAGAAAUGGCCCCUAGUUGGAGUUAGUUCUCAGUGAGCGGACAACGAUGGUGGUUUAUAAAGUAGGCAUAAACAACCAUGUGAUGGUCGGUAUAUGGUGGUGGUGUCUUCUCCCUCAAUAACACAUCUCUCUGUGAAGAUCAUUCUCUUUAUAUUGCUAUUCGUGUAUUUGACAAUCUUACCUAAUAAUAACUAGUGUGGUGACAACUUAGAUGAGUUCUGUACAGAAUUUUGUAUAUAGAAGAUUGCUAAUGAAGCCCUUUUAUUCUA
This is a messenger RNA of Linum trigynum, 3336 nucleotides long. Lineage: Eukaryota; Viridiplantae; Streptophyta; Magnoliopsida; Malpighiales; Linaceae. The record is from the annotation of a GenBank genome assembly.